Molecule: messenger RNA, 5281 nt
Organism: Anopheles gambiae (African malaria mosquito)
Lineage: Eukaryota; Metazoa; Arthropoda; Insecta; Diptera; Culicidae
Exons: 6
Coding region: 1921-3231 (436 amino acids)
Source: RefSeq, a predicted model, not a curated record
ACAGACAGCUCCGACGCUCAUUUCAUUUCGGUGCGUUCAACGGUCCGCACGUGUACAGGAGCCGCUCCGUUUCCGUGGCGUUAGUUUAGUGGCGUGGUAAUUCGACAGUGACGGCGUAGCGUGUUAGCAUACAAACAAAAGCAAAAUAAAGCAAGCGACUUUCGCUCCGUGCGUGCGCGUAUUGUUAUUAUUUGCGUGGCAACCGCAGCAACGGGGGCACUAGCAAAAGAACGCAAAGAAACCACCGCUUGCAAGUCGUUCUAGCGUUACAAUAAAUGGCUUGCUUUGCUCUCUGGGUGUGAUUGAACUUAGAGCGGAAAAAAGAAGCAACCGCGGGCGAUUAUAGUUUUCCAGCGAUGUAGCUGCAGUGGAAAACAUGUGUGAAGCAUUGUGAGGAAGCAUAUUAAAUGCGGGUGAGUGUGUGUUCAUAGAAGUGAAGAAAAAGUGUUACAAAAAAACAACAACAACAACUUGCACCUACUGUUUUCCGGCCAAAGGUGGUGGUGGUGUGUGCGUGUGUGUUUUGUUUUGCGAUGUGAAUGUGUUUGCAUUAAUUGCAGUGUGGCAGUGCGUCCGGACAUAUUUGUGUCCAGCAGUAAGAGUCAAGCAAUGGGUGUGAGUGUGUGUUAUUAAUUUAUAUUCCACUUUAUUUGGAGAAAGCGCAAAAAGAACGCAACCGCGCCCGUCGCACGCUGUUCUGCUGUCAUUUGCUGCGAUACGCAACAACGCCAGAACGCGCGCAAGUGUGCGGUGGUCGAGGGCUUUCGAAGUAACCUUCCCCGCCCUUUCAAGACCCCCUUUUUAAAGCCCCCUUUGUAACUAGCAGCAGCAGCAGUGUGUUCCAAUUCCCAGACUCACCUGCAGCAUUCGCUGCACCUUGUCCGAAAGGCCGCCCAGAUGCUUUCACCUGUGUGCUCUUGCCCGUGUGCGUGUGCUGUGUCGUUUCAGGCUAGUGGUGGUGAAGUGAAACCUCAUUUUCAGUUAUAAAUAAAGCAAAAAUUAAAUAACUCCACCAAGCGAGAGAGAAAGAGGGCAAAGGGUUCCGUCAUACAAACAGAGAACCCCGUUAUCCUGUUACCCCUUUGCACGUGUUUUUGUGUGUGUGUGUGUGUUUCAUCGUCUGUGUUUGUGCUUGUGUUUGGCGGGUAUCCUAGUGAGAACACCUUUCGCGCUGUUUCGGUCCUGUUGUGGCAAAAGGAGAGGAAGGUUGGGUUGUUUGUGUUGCCAACAGGGUGGCGCGUUUGAGUGUGUUUACCGCUGCGUCUGCCGCGUGACCUCGCGUCGUUCAGCUGCUGCUACCGGAAUCCUUGCAACGGCCGGGACACGUGCCCCCAUAUUUGCGAUUGGCUUCCCGGACUUGUGCGCGCCAUCGAUACAUCCUACACCCGAGCAGUCGCAAGCAGCUCAAGCAACGGAAGGCGGAAGGAAGCAGACUGAUUAAAGUCCUCAGCCAACGGUUUUCUUGCCGGCCUCAUCUCUGACCGGUUGGCGGGGGGAAGAAAGUAGUCGGCACACAGGAUCCACCGGCGGGGAAGAAGCCGCGCACCAUUAUCCAGUUUAUGCGCACACCGGAGUGCUGGCCGCGUACGCAGGGUGCUUUCUUCUGUAAUCAUUUGUCACUAUGCGACACCGGUUGCCGAUGCCGGCACACUCGGCGAUGAUUGAUAGUGCGGCGAAAAGUGGGAAAAUCAUCAUGCACAGCAACGACCGCAGUGGAUCAGCAACACCCAGUUCGCCGCUCGAACGAACGUAGACCACAUCCACAGGUUCUGCAUCGAGACGUUAAAAAAAAGAAGCUCGUUCGUGCGUUUAUGCAACAGGCUUCUACUUUAGAUUAGCAAAGCACGGGUUGAUCUCAUAGUGCUGGAAGGUUGGAAUUAUUAAUCAUCGACACCGGGAACUGCUUCGCCCGCACGCAAGAUGCCGGCCACAACGGUAAAGAGUGAGGCAGCGACUGACCAGCACAACAACCACUGUGAUAAUGAGGAGGAGGAACCGAAAGACAUGAAAAAUGCGCAUCUCAUUAUCAACGAGCUUCGCAACCGGUGCCGAAAUCAGUCCGAGCAAAUCAUGGCCUGGAAGAAGGCGUUCUCGCUACAGCAAGAGCAGAACCACCGGCUGCAGAAGGAAAAGACGGAGCAGCUCAAUUAUCUCACCAGCCAGCUGCUGCUGCUCGAGUCGCGCAUCAUGCGCAAGCAGAAGCAGGUCUCGAACGUGAUCUACCAGCGCGAGCUGACGAUCUACCGGCAGCAGCGGAUCAUCGAAACGCUCUCCAGCCGGCUGAUCGAUCACGGCAUCAUGGACGUCGGCAUGGACGCACCGAUGCACGCGGGCGGCAGCGGCAACAGUAACGACUUUGACUCGCUCAACGAUUCCGACUCGGCCGUCGUGCUCGAGGACGUCGAUUCGGACUGCAACAGCUCGAUCUACUUCGGCGGCGGUGGCGGCAGCAGCAUCAGUGGCGGCGGCAGCCUCAAGUCACGCUCCUGCAAGAUGACGAACGACGUCACGAUCGUGCGGUCCAUCUCGGACGCGAUCGAGACGAACCUGAAGUACAACAAUACCCGCCGGUCGAACUGCUUCCUGCGGCGGCCCGAAAUCCUCGAAACCGUGUACAGCGUGGAGGAGGACCCGGAGCCACAGAAUGCUGCGGCCGGUGCGAAUGGGACGGCGGGAAGCGGCCCCGGCAGUGGAUCCACGACCGGGCCCACCUCACCGAAACCGGAUGCGGUCAGCGAGAAGCGGGACAAGUUUAAAAAUCGCACCGAAAAGUGCAUCUCCACCGAUCAGCCGGCCGGGGAAGGGAGCGGCGCACGGCAGGAAGGCACACCGGUCAUCAUUACCAGCAGCAGCAGCUGCGACGUGGAGCCGUCGGACCAGUGCGACAUGACGCCGGUGGCCCAGGGCGGCGGCUGCAAGGUGCAGGGCGCGGUGACGAACUUCAAUCGCGUAAUGUCCAACCACCGGUCGGUGACGAAACCGAAGGACGUGAAGUACAAGCGCAUCAACAAGGCCAAAUCGAAGAGUCUGGAGGAGCUGCGCGGGCGGCUAAAGCACUGGGUCGAGCGGGGCACCUGCAACGUGAACCUAACGCUCGACCCGGCUGGCGGGGGGGCCACCGGCGCCGCCCAUCUAACGGGGCAUCUGUCCGAGCACUGUGGGGCGGUGGGCACGCUGCAGCAGAGCGUGCAGCCGCCCCAGCAACCGAACCUGGCGCAAAGCUACGCGUGACCGGAAGCGAGGGUGCCCGCGCGUGCUCGGGGCAGCAUUUAGUGUGGGGUAUGUGGGUCGGCGGCAACACUCGCUAUCAGCAGCUUAUUUAUUGCGGUUUGGCUUAGUGUUUAAGUGUGCGGCAGCAUGAAGCAGAGUAUGGGAAGGAAUUGAAAUGAUCGUGAAGAUGGUGGGGCCCUACCACGGUCACCUCACAUACACAAACACACACUGACUGAGUCAGGUUACCUAAGAGGAGAUAAAGAGCUGGAAAGCAUUGAAGCAUAGUAGAUAAGCUUAACGUAUAGUGGCCAUGCGCAGCCAACACAGCACCGGCGGCUGUGUGAAGCGCAGACGUACCACACACUCUACUCUCAGAAGGCCAACCGAUUGAUUUGGAAGGAAUUACAGUGAACAAACAGUAUAGGCAUAGAUAUAAAGGCCCAAUAUCUCUCCCACAGGCACAGAACUUUCGAAAACUUAUCGUGUAAGUUAAGCGAUAUGAAUGCACUAGGCGGGAAAGCCCUCUUUUGACAGAUAAGCAGGAGAGGAGAUAGAUAAGAUGAAGCGUACAAUUUGUACAAUUAGUAACAGAAUCAAUUCAUUGUCACACACACCCAUGAAUUGUACUACCUAUAGUGUAGCCACGUAAGCACUCGGAGGUAUCACCACCGUACGAGAUCCGCGGGAGUCGAACUAGAAUCGAAUUCUACAGGCUACAGGCACAGAGCCCAUCUGAGGCAUUUAAAGUGUGUCAUUGGUGAUCUUUCCUUCCAAAGUCAAGAAGAUUUAUUUAUAUACAUGUACAUAGAUAUAUACACCCUGGAGGAGUAUUUCUCCCCCACUAGCAAGGGGUCUUUGCUUGGAUUAACUCUUUUGCAUAAAAUACCACUCCACGAACCGUGUAGUAAUGCAUCGUCGUAUUUGGAGGGUUUCGAGAAUGUUCCUUUAAAAAGUAAGACAAGAAUCGGAAAAUAAUUCGUUUCUUUAGCGCAUGACUGCAAGUGAGUAUUGCGUGAGUGCUUUCGCUGUUGCGAGCACCUAUUUAAUGAUCUGUACUAUAAUGGUUUCCACUCACCGAGCUUUCAAGUCACCAUGGUCACCACAUACUACCCUAUUGCGGAGAAGACGUACUACGGCAUUUUCCGUAUCUUUGGUGUAGUUGCAACCUGUCACUGGUUUCAAAUGUACCUUCUUUCUUUGGGAAUGUGCGUUAAAAGUUGCACUUUUUAGUAUUAUAAUAGGUAUUUCGUUCUGUCACAAAAUCGGAACAAACCUCUAAUCGAAUUUCGUUUUCCGCCUUAAACCAUGCUACAUUCCCUCUCCUUCUAACGCGUAGUACGUAAGGCCAUGUACAUACAACCAAUCGAAUCGUUUACUUACCGGUAAAGAUCGAUUGCAAUGGUUAAAAUCAAAGUCCGCGAUCCUCAGCAGCGAGGAAAAGAUUAUGAACAAUUAAUUGUAAGCAUUUCGUGUGCGACGAGCAUAUUGUAAGGGCCAGAUCGAAGAGGUUCUUCUUUCACGCACACGAACACACACCCACACAAACAGGUAGAUGUGAAUAACAGCUCUACCGUGAGUGUAAUUGUUCGAGUGAAGGAGGCACGUUCAAUGCGAUAGCCAAAUUAAAAUAAAAGUAAAUUAGUAAAAACACAAACCCUUACUCAGAAAUAGUGAGUAAUACGUACAUAUGCACUGAUGCAUUCAUGCUAACAUUUAAUUGCACGAUAAGUGAAGGGUUUUUGUCGAUGGGAAAGCACAUAGAAGUCUGCUAGCUUUUGGAGAGUGGUAGCAGGUUCGAUUAGGUAGGAAGAAAGAAGAGGAAUUUCUCGUACGACAAUUACAAAAGAAACAGAAGAAAAGAAACAUCUUUUACGGUAGAUACGUCUGAAAAAUAUGAGGUAAAUUUAGGAAAUCCACCGAUCGAAUGCAGCACUGGUGCGGUAAAGUUGUACAAACUCUAAUCAUGUUCGAUGGAUUCGCAACACCUAUGUAAUGUAAGCGUGGAAAAUAAAUCAUUGCUUGAAAUAUAAAAGUGCGAUUCAUAGUUUUCAACGCUGAAAUCUCUAAA